AUGGAAGGGGAAUCUUACCACAAUGCCACUACCGUCAAUGGCACCCCAGUGAAUCACCAGCCUUUGGAACGCCACAGGUUGUGGGAAGUCAUCACCAUCGCAGCUGUGACAGCUGUGGUGAGCCUGAUCACCGUCGUGGGCAACGUCUUAGUCAUGAUCUCUUUCAAAGUCAACAGCCAGCUGAAGACAGUUAAUAACUAUUACCUGCUCAGCUUAGCCUGUGCAGACCUCAUCAUUGGGAUCUUCUCCAUGAACCUCUACACCACGUACAUCCUCAUGGGACACUGGGCUCUCGGGAGUCUGGCUUGUGACCUUUGGCUCGCACUGGACUACGUGGCCAGCAAUGCUUCUGUCAUGAACCUUCUGGUGAUCAGUUUUGACCGAUACUUUUCUAUCACAAGACCCCUGACGUAUCGGGCCAAGCGUACCCCAAAGAGGGCCGGCAUCAUGAUUGGCUUGGCCUGGCUGAUCUCCUUCAUCCUCUGGGCCCCAGCGAUCCUCUGCUGGCAGUACUUGGUUGGGGAGCGGACGGUCCCACCAGAUGAGUGCCAGAUCCAGUUCCUCUCGGAGCCCACCAUCACUUUUGGCACUGCCAUCGCUGCUUUCUACAUCCCUGUUUCUGUGAUGACAAUCCUCUACUGCCGGAUCUACCGGGAAACAGAGAAGCGAACCAAGGACCUGGCCGACCUCCAGGGCUCUGACUGCGUGGCUGAAACUGAGAAGAGAAAGCCAGCUCACGAGGCUCUGCUCACGUCCUGCUUUAGCUGCUGCCCCCAGCCCACACUGGCCCAGAGGGAAAGGAACCAAGCCUCCUGGCCAUCCUCCUGCAGGAGCACCUCCGUCACUGGGAAGCCAUCCCGAGCCACUGGCCUGAGCACUGAGUGGGGCAAAGCUCAGCAGCUGACCACCUGUAGCAGCUACCCCUCCUCAGAAGAUGAAGACAAGCCCACCACUGACCCUGUCUUUCAAGUGGUCUACAAGAGUCAGGCCAAGGAAAGCCCAAGGGAAGAAUUCAGUGCUGAAGAGGUCAAGGAAACUUUUGUGAACGCUCAAACUGAAAAAAAUGACUAUGACAGCCAAAAAUACUUCCUGUCUCCAGCUGCUGCUCAUCGACCCAAGAGUCAGAAGGGCAUGGCCUAUAAGUUCCGACUGGUGGUGAAAGCUGAUGGGACCCAGGAUACCAACAACGGCUGUCGCAAGGUGAAAAUCAUGCCCUGCUCCUUCCCGGUGUCCAAGGACCCUUCAACGAAAGGCCUUGAUCCCAACCUCAGCCAUCAGAUGACCAAACGAAAGAGGAUGGUCCUCGUCAAAGAGAGGAAAGCAGCCCAGACCCUGAGUGCAAUUCUCCUGGCUUUCAUCGUCACGUGGACCCCUUACAACAUCAUGGUCCUGGUUUCCACCUUCUGCGACAAGUGUGUCCCAGUCACCCUGUGGCACUUGGGCUACUGGCUAUGUUAUGUCAAUAGCACUGUCAACCCCAUUUGCUAUGCCCUCUGCAACAGAACCUUCAGGAAGACCUUUAAGAUGCUGCUUCUCUGCCGAUGGAAAAAGAAAAAAGUGGAAGAGAAAUUGUACUGGCAGGGGAACAGCAAGCUCCCCUGA
Molecule: messenger RNA, 1602 nt
Organism: Globicephala melas (long-finned pilot whale)
Lineage: Eukaryota; Metazoa; Chordata; Mammalia; Artiodactyla; Delphinidae
Gene: CHRM5
Product: cholinergic receptor muscarinic 5
Biological process (GO): gastric acid secretion; adenylate cyclase-inhibiting G protein-coupled acetylcholine receptor signaling pathway; chemical synaptic transmission
Cellular component (GO): synapse; dendrite; plasma membrane
Molecular function (GO): G protein-coupled acetylcholine receptor activity; G protein-coupled serotonin receptor activity
Source: RefSeq, a predicted model, not a curated record